Scomber japonicus (chub mackerel) is the source of this 1137-nucleotide messenger RNA. RefSeq names its product zinc finger protein 501-like. Bases 1 to 1137 code for a protein of 378 amino acids. The record is from RefSeq and is a predicted model, not a curated record. The transcript is spliced from 4 exons. Lineage: Eukaryota; Metazoa; Chordata; Actinopteri; Scombriformes; Scombridae.
AUGCGGGUCUUCAACAUGAGCAGCAGAAUAAGUCCGUCAUUCAGAGACCUUCUGGAUUUCACAGACCAGAGCAGGAUGGAGGAGCACCACACCGACAACCCCGUUAAAAGAGAGGAAUCAGACUCACCCUCUGCUACCAGCGAUGCACAGAAACAAACAGGAGGAAAAGGCCUCAAACGUCACCGUGGUCAGCGAUGUGACGAAGCCUUCACCACAUCAAAAGAUUUAAAGAUUCAUGGAGCUCAAACACCAGACAAACUUAACAGCUGUGAGCAAUGUGGCAAAGUGUUCACUACCGCCUAUUAUCUAAAAAUCCAUCAACGGAUUCACACAGGAGAGAAACCAUACAGCUGUGAGUAUUGUGGGAAAAGUUUCACUCUGGAAGGUACUCUAAAAAACCAUCAACGGAUUCACACAGGAGAGAAACCAUACAGCUGUGAUCUUUGCGGGAAAAGUUUCACUCUGGAAGGUAAUCUAAAAAGCCACCAACACAUUCAUACUGGAGAGAAACCGUACAGCUGUGAUGAGUGUGGGAAAAUGUUCGCGGUAAAGGGUGAUUUAAAAAAACACAGGGUCAUUCACACUGGAGAGAAACCGUACAGUUGUGAGCAGUGUGGGAAAACUUUCACUUCAAGCAGUGCCUUAGCAAAACACCUACGCAUUCACACUGUAGAAAAGACAUACAGAUGUGACCAAUGUGGGAAAGCUUUUCAUCAAGCGGGUCAUUUACAAGGCCACAAACUGAUUCACACUGAAGAGAAACCAUAUGGCUGUGUCCAGUGUGGGAAGACUUUCAGGACAAACGCUCAUCUAGUCAGGCACCAACGUAUUCACACUGGAGAGAAACCAUACAACUGUGACCAGUGUGGCAAAGCUUUCAAUGACAAUGGAAGCCUUACAUAUCACAGACGCCUUCACACUGGAGAGAAACCGUACAUUUGUAGUCAAUGUGGGAAAGCUUUUGCAGGGCUGAAGUCAAGUACUCGCACCAGUAAACUGUCCCAGGGAACGGUUACACUGAUGCUACAGGAGGAACCAGCUGAUCCCCAGUCAGCUCCACACUUCCUGGUUAGUCUGGUUGUGUUCCUCGUCAGCUUCCAUCCAGCAGAGCUCAGAGAGACAGACAGACUAGGCUGA